UUGCAUGUUGUAUUUGGGAAGUGACCUUAGGUGUUGUGAAAGGGGCUUUUAAUAUAUAUACACACAAUAAUAUACACAUAUUUCACACACACACAGAUGUAUGUAUACAUACACACACACACACACAUGUGUGUGUAUUGUGUGUAUAUAGAUAUACAAAUAUAAAUUUAGUUUGUUUUCUGGCUUAUUUAUGAAUACUGAAGGUAAAAAAUAAUAAAUCCCCUAAUUGUUGUUCAUCUGCAAGAGAGACUGGCUAUGAGGAAAGGUGGCACUCGGAGCCAUAAAUAUAUCAUCCUAACUAGUCCAUCGCUGCUUAGCCAAAAAUAGUUGUUUUGGUUUAGUUCUAGUCAGCACUGUCGUGCACUUCUGUGCAUUUAAUAGCCACUGUGUAUGAUAAAAGUUAGGAAUGUGCUAGGGUCGGCGGCAGAGGUAGCAAUGUAAGGUGCAACACUAACGGGCAUAAGCUGAAAACGCAUUUUAAUGUGUAUUUUAAAAAAGUAAAACCUGAAGGUCUGAUCAUACACUGAAACUGUGACACCUUAAAAACUCUAAUCGCAUAGAUUGGUUCGUGAUAAAAUAUGAGCACAGUGGAUGUAACGUUUGUAGUUAAGGUCUAACUGCACUAUACACUUGGCCCUCUUUGCUGUUAUAAUAACUGGGAAGGCCUUAGACUCGAUUUUGGAGUGUUGCUGUGGGGAUGUGUGUUCAUUCAUCAGGUAUUGUGUGAGGAGGCUUGGGGUGCACUCGGUGUUCCAGUUCAUCCCAAAGAUGAUGAGGGUUGAGGUCAGGGCUCUGUCCAGUACACUAGAGUUCCUCCACACCAAACUUGGUAAACCAUGCUUUCCUGGAGCUCGCUUUGUGCACAGCGGAAUUGUCUUGCUGGUACAGCCCUGAAGUACACAGACAAACACGAGUGGGUGCGAGUGGAAGAUGGCAUAGGCACUGUGGGCAUCAGUAACUUUGCUCAGGAAGCUCUGGGUGAUGUGGUCUACUGUGGUCUCCCAGAUGUUGGCACAAACCUCUCCCAGUCAGAUGAGUUUGGCGCUCUGGAGAGCGUGAAGGCAGCGAGCGAGUUGUAUUCUCCUUUAACAGGGGAGGUGACCGAGGUUAACCACGCUCUUGCUGACAAUCCUGGACUGGUCAAUAAGUCUUGCUACAAAGACGGCUGGCUGAUAAAAAUGACAGUAUCAGUACCAGAAGAACUGGAUGCUCUAAUGGAUGAAGCAGCGUAUAACAGAUACAUCAAAUCUAUAGAGGACUAGUAAUGACCCAGAACCAACCCGACGUGCACGGAUUUGACACGUUCAUGUUCUCCUGUCGGCGAAAAACGAAAGACAAUACGGUCGACUGUGGACUGCGUACUUCUUUUAUUUACUGAUUCGUCUGAUUAAAGCCCAUUGCUUUUAGUUUAGAUAUAAAACUAUAAUACCAACCAAAAUACCCAAUUGUUUGAUCUUGAUAACGAAUCAUUCAGUGUGUUCUCGCUGCAUUCCAGCUUAAAGCUAGUAAUGUGAUAACGGUUCAGUCUGUAUACAGAGGUGUGUGACAGAAUCUGCAUGCUGACUCGGUAUUCGUUUGGUUUUGGUGACCAGUUUAUGAUCUGAUCCUUCCUUGUUUUUGUUUAGAGUCAGCAGCUGGUAGGUGAAGAUUACUAACACAUAUUAAAACACUACUGAUUUUCUGAAUCUUCUCUGAGCGUUCUGAAUUUUUUUUUUUCUUCUUUCAUAAUUUAAAGCCUGUGGUUUUAAUAACCGUUUUCUUGAUUAGUUUCUUUGAUUUCAGUCAGAAGUAAUCAGUUGUGUUGGACUUGUUCCUCAAAACAGCAUGGUUUCUUUUCACCAUCAUUAGCAUGCACAUGACUCUAAGAGCUGCGAUUAAGUAAGCGUUUACUUAUAUAGCAUGGUAUAUUCAGUAAAUAUGCAUCCCUCACUACAGAUUAACUAGAACUACUAACUCAACAUUUUAUUUCCAUUAUAAUUAUUUUCGUUAUAAUUUUUAUGUGUGUGUGUCAGUCACAUAACGGCUUAUGUCUCACAAGAAUUGCAAACAACUUGCGAACAGUGCUAGUGCUAGAAAAUGUUAUAGGAAUAACCGUGUCAUUUCCACAGCAGUUGUAUUUUUACUGGUGUACAAUACAUAAAGUGGCAAGGUCGGGUACGAUCCAAGUUUGCGUGCACUCCACUGCUAUUUCACUCUCUCUAGGUAGUUUAAAAUAUUCGAUUAAUUAGCAGAGUACUGUAAUGUGUAGGAGUAGCGAGCACAUCACAUGUGGUUUAAUAAAAUAUGAGCUUUACUGUCCUCUCAUUAAUUGCCUGCUGUCACACUGUGACAAGUGGCUUAUUAACGAUUUAGGUUAUGAGUUUUGCCGGUGAAGAUCAGACUGACUUUUGGAUUUUUCCAUUUAUAAUAUCGAGAGAUUUUGUGCUACAAAUAAAAUAAAAUAAAAUCUUGUCUGAACCUG
This is a messenger RNA of Ictalurus punctatus (channel catfish), 2461 nucleotides long. RefSeq names its product glycine cleavage system protein H (aminomethyl carrier), a (gene gcsha). NCBI's taxonomy places the organism in Eukaryota, Metazoa, Chordata, Actinopteri, Siluriformes, Ictaluridae. Gene Ontology annotation, biological process: protein lipoylation; glycine decarboxylation via glycine cleavage system. Gene Ontology annotation, cellular component: mitochondrion; cytoplasm; glycine cleavage complex. The transcript has 5 exons. The coding region runs from base 837 to 1262 and encodes 141 amino acids. The record is from RefSeq and is a predicted model, not a curated record.